AUGUCAAUAUGUUCGUAUCUAUCUAUCUUAGUCUAUUACUCUCUCUCUCUCUCUCUCUCUCUCUCUCUCGCUAUCUGUCUGCCUAUCUAUCUUUCUCAGUCUAUCUAUCUAUCUAUCUAUCUAUCUAUCUAUCUAUCUAUGUCAGCCUAUUACUCUCUCACUAUCUAUCUAUCUAUCUACCUAUCUAUCUCGUCUAUUAAUCUCUCUCACUAUCUAUCUAUCUAUCUAUCUCAGUCUAUUGCUUUAUUUCUCUCUCUAUCUCUCUCUCUCUCUCUCUCUCUCGGUAUCUAUCUAUCUAUCUAUCUAUCUCAGUCUAUUAAUCUCUCUCACUAUCUAUCUAUCUAUCUCUCUCUCUCUCUCUCUCUCUCGGUAUCUAUCUAUCUAUCUAUCUCAGUCUAUUACUUUAUUUCUCUCUCUCUCUCUCUCUCUCUCUCUCAGUAUCUAUCUAUCUAUCUACUUAUCUGCCUGUCUUCUUUAUUCUCUUCAUAG
Molecule: messenger RNA, 489 nt
Organism: Acanthosepion pharaonis
Lineage: Eukaryota; Metazoa; Mollusca; Cephalopoda; Sepiida; Sepiidae
Source: the annotation of a GenBank genome assembly